AUGGUGGAGACUUCAAAUAGAAUAUGUUGCUGUAAUCUAAGGACAGCUGGGUAUAUUGUAGCAUUUGUUGAGGUAAUUUUAUGUAUACUUGCUAUCUAUGGAAUGAUAAAAAAUUUUCAAAUUUUUGGUGCUACUUAUUUGGUAUGGUUUAUUGUUGGAAUAAUUUCUAUAAUUAUUAUACUUAUUGCAAUUGGUAUAUUAAUUUAUGGAAUUAAAAAAGAUAAAGCAAGAUAUGUUUUACCUCAUUUAUCAGCACAAGUCUUUUUAAUUGCUUUCCUCUUGAUUGUAGCUUUGAUUGUUGCUUUACUUCUUAUUUUUGGAAGAUAUCAAGGUAUUAGAAGUUUACUUGGACGUGGUGAUUAUGUUAUGUCAGAUGAAUCAACAAAAUGGGUUGGAAUACUUUUAGUUAUUGUUUACUUUUUCUUAGCAAUUCUUGAAAUAUUUUUCUUAUGGAUAAUUUGGAAGUUAUAUAAAUAUUUAAAUGAAUAUCAUAAACUUUAUAACAAAGAUCCAUUUGCAACUCCUGGAUAUGGUGGACAAAAUUGGAGGACAGCACCACUAAAUAUUAAUAAUUACCAUGGGAAUCCUCAUGCUGGAGAUAUUUAUCCUUACACUACAUAA
Molecule: messenger RNA, 621 nt
Organism: Strongyloides ratti
Lineage: Eukaryota; Metazoa; Nematoda; Chromadorea; Rhabditida; Strongyloididae
Exons: 3
Coding region: 1-621 (206 amino acids)
Cellular component (GO): lysosomal membrane
Source: RefSeq, a predicted model, not a curated record